Molecule: messenger RNA, 480 nt
Organism: Lizanozyma spartinae
Lineage: Eukaryota; Fungi; Ascomycota; Pichiomycetes; Serinales; Debaryomycetaceae
Gene: CTR2
Product: low-affinity Cu transporter
Exons: 1
Coding region: 1-480 (159 amino acids)
Biological process (GO): copper ion transmembrane transport
Cellular component (GO): membrane
Molecular function (GO): copper ion transmembrane transporter activity
Source: RefSeq, a predicted model, not a curated record
AUGUCCCAUUCAAGCCGCCAUAACUUUGCUAAAUCUCAUGAUAUGCCCAUGGAUCCUCAUAUGCCCAUGGAAGACAUGUGUCUGAUGAACAUGCUUUUCACCUGGGAUUGGAAGAACACAUGUGUUGUGUUUAAAUGGUGGCAUAUCAAGACGUUACCUCAGUUUUUGGUAUCUUUUUUUGCCAUAGUGAUAAUUACCAUGUUAUAUGAAUUGUUGAAGGCAUAUGUGUCUCAUUGGGAAGUAGUCAACCUUCAAAACGUCGCUGGAAUAGCACCAGAUUCUGAUUCAAGAACAAUCAAACAGUUUAGAGUGAAACAAGCUAUAACCUACGGUAUCCAAGUAGGUUAUUCAUUCUUGUUGAUGUUGGUGUUCAUGACAUACUCAGGUUGGUUAUGGAUUGCCAUUGUUCUUGGUGCUGGUUUGGGUAAAUUCUUUUGGGGCUCAGGACUUGCUACUCCACGGUCAUUAGCAUGUCAUUAG